AACAACAAACCAUGCAAUAUUCUCCUCACCUCACCUUCAUAUAAAGUUUCCGGUGAUAUCUUGGCUAGCUGCAGACUCUGCUGCUCCUCUUCUUCUUCGAUCUUCUUCCUCCUGCGGAUGCAAGCUGGUGGAGUAAACUAAGAGGAGCAGAGCAGAGCAGGGCAGAGGAGACACUGCACUGACAAUGGCAGAGCACUAGAAGCAGCAGAGAGCUGGGCUGAGCUAAGCUAGGAAGUGGUUUCUUUAAGGGAAAGUUGUUUUUCCUGUGGUGGAUUCUGUGCUGACAAUGGCGGCGGCGAGACUGGCGGUUCUGGUGGUGGCGGCACUGGCUGUCGUCUUGUCCAGCGUCGGCAAUGUCGGCGCGGCUGGCGGUGAUGGUGAGCGGGGGGCGCUGCUGGCGCUCAAGGCGGGCUUCGUGGACCCGUUGGGUGUGCUUGGCGACUGGAAGGCUGCCGGCUCGCCGCAUUGCAAGUGGACGGGCGUCCGGUGCAACGCCGCCGGCCUCGUCGACGGGCUCGACCUCGCCGGGAGGAACCUGAGCGGCAAGGUCUCCGCGGACCUGCUCCGGCUGCCGGCGCUGGCGGUGCUCAACCUCUCCUCCAACGCCUUCGCCGCCGCGCUGCCCAGGUCGCUCGCGCCGCUGUCGAGCCUGCAGGUGUUCGACGUCAGCCAGAACUCCUUCGAGGGCGCCUUCCCCGCGGGCCUCGGCUCGUGCGCGGGCCUCGUCGCCGUCAACGGCUCCGGCAACAACUUCGUCGGCGCCCUCCCGGCGGACCUCGCGAACGCCACGUCGCUGGAGAGCAUCGACAUGCGCGGGGACUUCUUCAGCGGCGGCAUCCCCGCGGCGUACCGGAGCCUCACCAAGCUCAGGUUCCUGGGCCUCUCCGGCAACAACAUCGGCGGCAAGAUCCCGCCGGAGCUCGGGGAGCUCGAGUCGCUCGAGAGCCUCAUCAUCGGGUACAAUGAGCUCGAGGGGCCCAUCCCGCCGGAGCUCGGCAACCUCGCCAACCUCCAGGACCUCGACCUCGCCAUCGGCAACCUCGAGGGCCCGAUCCCGCCGGAGAUCGGGAGGCUCCCGGCGCUCACCUCGCUUUUCCUUUACAAGAACAGUCUCGAGGGCAAGAUACCGCCGGAGCUCGGCAACGCCUCGUCGCUCGUCUUCCUCGACCUCUCCGACAACCUGCUUACCGGCCCGAUCCCGGCCGAGGUGGCGCGGCUGAGCAACCUCCAGCUGCUCAACCUCAUGUGCAACCACCUCGACGGCGCCGUGCCCGCGGCCAUCGGCGACAUGAAGAAACUCGAGGUGCUCGAGCUGUGGAACAACUCCUUGACGGGUACCCUCCCGGCGUCGCUCGGCCGGAGCUCGCCGCUGCAGUGGGUCGACGUCUCGUCGAACGCCUUGAUCGGGGAGAUACCCGCCGGGAUCUGCGACGGCAAGGCGCUGGCCAAGAUGAUCAUGUUCAGCAACGGCUUCUCCGGCGAGAUCCCCGCCGGCCUCGCGUCGUGUGCGUCGCUGGUGCGGCUGCGCGCGCAGGGCAACCGGCUCAACGGCACGAUUCCAGCCGGGUUCGGGAAGCUGCCGCUGCUUCAGCGGCUCGAGCUGGCCGGCAACGAGCUCUCCGGCGAGAUCCCCGGCACCAUCGCGUCGUCGGCGUCGCUGUCGUUCAUCGACGUGUCGCGCAACCGCCUCCAGGGCUCGCUGCCGUCGAGCCUCUUCGCCAUCCCGGGCUUGCAGAGCUUCAUGGCGGCCGGCAACAUGAUCUCCGGCGAGCUCCCCGACCAGUUCCAGGACUGCCUCGCGUUGGGCGCGCUGGACUUGUCGGGAAACCGGCUCCUCGGCAAGAUCCCGUCGAGCCUCGCCUCGUGCGCAAGGCUGGUCAACCUAAACCUCCGGCACAACGGGCUCACCGGCGAGAUUCCCCCGGCGCUGGCCAAGAUGCCGGCGCUCGCUAUUCUUGAUCUGUCGAGCAACUUCUUGACCGGCGGCAUACCGGACAACUUCGGGGGCUCGCCAGCGCUCGAGACGCUCAACCUGGCGUACAACAACCUCACCGGGCCAGUGCCGGGGAACGGUGUCCUGCGCACGAUCAACCCGGACGAGCUGGCCGGAAACGCCGGGCUGUGCGGUGGCGUGCUCCCGCCGUGCUCCGGGAGCCACGGCGCCGGUCUGUCCCGCGCGCGCGGGGGCAGCGGCGCGCGCCUCAAGCACGUCGCGGUGGGUUGGCUCGUGGGGAUGGUCGUCGUGAUCGCCGCGUUCACGGCCCUGUUCGGCGGCUGGCACGCGUACCGCCGGUGGUACGUCGUCGGCGGCGCCGGGGAGUACGAGUCCGGGGCGUGGCCGUGGCGGCUGACGGCGUUCCAGCGGCUGGGGUUCACGUGCGCUGACGUGCUCGCGUGCGUCAAGGAGGCGAACGUGGUCGGCAUGGGCGCCACCGGCGUCGUGUACAAGGCCGAGCUCCCGCGCGCCCGCACCGUGAUCGCCGUCAAGAAGCUCUGGCGCCCAGCGGCGACGGACGGCGACGCGGUCCGCAACCUCACCGACGACGUGCUCAAGGAAGUGGGCCUCCUCGGCCGGCUCCGGCACCGGAACAUCGUCCGGCUGCUCGGGUACAUGCACAACGACGCGGACGCCAUGAUGCUGUACGAGUUCAUGCCCAACGGCAGCCUGUGGGAGGCGCUGCACAGCGGGCCGCCGGAGUCGAGGACGAUGCUGACGGACUGGGUGUCCCGGUACGACGUGGCCGCCGGCGUGGCGCAGGGGCUCGCGUACCUCCACCACGACUGCCACCCGCCGGUGCUCCACCGCGACAUCAAGUCCAACAACAUCCUGCUCGACGCCGACAUGCAGGCCCGCGUCGCCGACUUCGGCCUCGCCCGCGCGCUCGGCCGCUCCGGCGAGUCCGUCUCCGUCGUCGCCGGCUCCUACGGCUACAUCGCGCCCGAGUACGGCUACACGCUCAAGGUGGACCAGAAGAGCGACAUCUACAGCUACGGGGUGGUGCUCAUGGAGCUCAUCACGGGGCGGAGGCCCGUGGAGACGGCGGCGUUCGGGGAGGGGCAGGACGUCGUCGGCUGGGUCAGGGAGAAGAUCCGGAGCAACACCGUGGAGGAGCACCUGGACCCGCUCGUCGGCGGCGGCUGCGCGCACGUCAGGGAGGAGAUGCUGCUCGUGCUCCGCAUCGCCGUGCUCUGCACCGCCAAGCUGCCCAGGGACAGGCCCUCCAUGCGCGACGUGCUCACCAUGCUCGGAGAGGCCAAGCCACGGCGGAAGAGCGGGAGCUCUGCUGCCGCCGGUAAUGUCGCCGCCGUGGCCGUGGCCGCGCCCGUCGUUGACAAGGACAAGCCGGUUUUCAGCACGACGCUGGACUCCGUCUGAUAGAAUGAUUCUUUUUCACCCUUUUGUAUGUAGACUUUUUUCCCCCUUGAUUAAUUAAUUAAUUUUGAGAUUGUAUAAGCAACCGUUUGAUGUCAGGAUUAAUAAUUAGGCACAUAGAUAAACCAUGUAAAUUAAUGUAUAAGAAGGCCAAUAAGCACAGGUAUUCAUGGAA
Messenger RNA from Aegilops tauschii subsp. strangulata, 3548 nucleotides. RefSeq lists its product as uncharacterized. Gene Ontology annotation, biological process: protein phosphorylation. NCBI's taxonomy places the organism in Eukaryota, Viridiplantae, Streptophyta, Magnoliopsida, Poales, Poaceae. Gene Ontology annotation, molecular function: receptor serine/threonine kinase binding; ATP binding; protein kinase activity. The record is from RefSeq and is a predicted model, not a curated record.